UUUUCCUACUCAUCCCUGCCCACAUUCGUCAGCUCCCGUCUGAGCGAGAUCACGCAACUCCUCAGGACACCUGCUCCCCUGUUCUGUGGCCUCUCAUCUGCCUGGCUUUGAACUGCAGGCACAUUACCACACAGCGGCAGCAGGAAUGGCAAAUGUGGAGCAGUACGAGGGCACUAUCCAGGUGCAGGGCCAGGGCCUGUUCUUUCGAGAGGCACGGCCUGGCCAUGGGCAGGCUGCUCGCCUCUCUGUGCUGCUGUUGCAUGGCAUCCACUUCUCUUCUGAGACCUGGCAGAACCUGGGUACACUGCACAGGCUGGCCCAGGCUGGCUACCGGGCCGUGGCCAUUGACCUGCCAGGUCUGGGGCGUUCUAAGGAAGUGCCAGCCCCUGCCCCCUUCGGGGAGCUGGUCCCUGGCAGUUUCCUAGCAGCUGUGGUGGAGGCCUUACAGCUGGGCCCCCCAGUUGUGAUCAGUCCAUCACUGAGUGGCAUGUACUCCCUGCCCUUCCUCACAGCCCCCAGCUCCCAGCUCCAGGGCUAUGUGCCUGUGGCCCCCAUCUGCACUGACAAAAUCAAUGCCGCCAACUAUGCCAGUGUGAAGACUCCAGUUCUGAUUGUAUAUGGCGAUCAGGACCCCAUGGGUCACACCAGCUUUGAGCACCUGAAGCAGCUGCCCAACCACCGCGUGCUCGUCAUGAAGGGGGCAGGGCACCCCUGCUACUUGGAUAAACCUGAGGAGUGGCACACAGGGCUGUUGGACUUCCUGCAGGGGCUGGCAUGAGCCCAGCCCUGUGAAUGGAGGGGUUGACUACCCACUUGCUUUAGGAUCUGUCUCCCUGCUCAGUGGGCUCUGGCUUACCAUGCACAUCUAACAGGUGUGUCUGUCUGUGUAUGUGUCUGGAUUCCUAUCUUUUGGGUCUAUGUUUUCUGCUUCUUUCACUUGCAGUGAUGAGGUAAAAUCAAGAGGAAAAAUUUAAAAAAUCAAUGGAUAUAAUUUGGCAGAGGAUAAUCCAGGAGCUUCUUCUGGUAUCCCUCUUUCCUCUCUUCUGCCUUGCAGGCCAGUCAUCUCCUCCUCGGCUCCCCCACCCCUCUGAGACCACAAAUACAUAUAUGUCCACAUGCAUACUUACACAUGAGAGCCAUCUAUGAUCCCAGGUAGGUCCCUGCACUUGGAAGCAACUGACUGGGUACUUGUGACCCGACUGUAUCUUCCCAGAUGCAUUGGAUAUACACGCACAGGGCUUGCAUAAGUACAAGUGGACUUCAAACUGUGCAGCUCCUCAUAGCCUGGGAAGGUGGGGAUCUCACGGACCAACCUCGUGCCAGGCUUGGGGUGUGGCCAGCCCUAGACCCCACCUAUUUACCGACUGGUUACUACAGAUUGCAGUCCAGAACUGACCCCAGGGCCAUCCCCUGCCUCUAGCUCUCCCUGCUUUUUCCUCUGGUUCUGGGGCCUCCAACCUUCACCCCCUACCCGUUAUCAGGCUUGAGUCUUCUCAGCCAAGCUUGUUUUCGGCGUUGAGGUUUAAGGAGUGGGGAGACAGGCUGUGGAGGUCGGUGAAAUAAAGCUUUGCAAUUAGA
Heterocephalus glaber (naked mole-rat) is the source of this 1578-nucleotide messenger RNA. RefSeq names its product abhydrolase domain containing 14B (gene Abhd14b). The record is from RefSeq and is a predicted model, not a curated record. Gene Ontology annotation, molecular function: hydrolase activity. Gene Ontology annotation, biological process: positive regulation of transcription by RNA polymerase II. Gene Ontology annotation, cellular component: cytoplasm. NCBI's taxonomy places the organism in Eukaryota, Metazoa, Chordata, Mammalia, Rodentia, Bathyergidae.